Ustilaginoidea virens is the source of this 1425-nucleotide messenger RNA. RefSeq lists its product as uncharacterized. Gene Ontology annotation, cellular component: cytoplasm; SBF transcription complex. Lineage: Eukaryota; Fungi; Ascomycota; Sordariomycetes; Hypocreales; Clavicipitaceae. The transcript is spliced from 2 exons. The record is from RefSeq and is a predicted model, not a curated record. The coding region runs from base 1 to 1425 and encodes 474 amino acids. Gene Ontology annotation, molecular function: transcription coregulator activity.
AUGGCACCGGCCAACGGCACCAACUCGUACUCCCAGAGCCAGAGCCAGACCCAGUCCCAGUCCCGGUCCGUAUCACACCUGCCAUCCUCCCCCAACACCGGCCAGCUUGGCGCUCCCCCGGCCAGCGAUGCCGCCGCCGCCGCCGCCGCCGCCGAUGCGCUCGCAGCUGCAAACGCAGUCGCCAUGCUGAAGCAGAGAUACGCGACGUGCAGCCUGGCAGAAGCCGCUGGCGCCUCUGGCCGAGGAAGCCAACUACACCAGCUGUCCGCCAUCGCCGCUGCCCAGGACAGGAUGGGCGUCGAUCCCGCCGCGUGCUCGAGGAAGCGAAUGGCCGACGGAGAGGUCAAGCCGCGCGGCAGAAGCAUCAGCCCGCUCAAAGCCCACUCUCGGACAACGAGCGCAAGCGCGGCAAGCAUCACUUCGACUCCUGGCAGUACCCUCGGCGAGCUUUCUGCCGAGUUGAAAACACGGCUGUCGUACGCCAUGGUCAAGGUGAACCACGGCUGGCAGACCAGAUCCCUGGACGAGGUGGAAGGCCUCGCCUCGCAAGCUUCGUCUCCCACGUCGAGCACCUCUGCCGCUUACCGCAGAUCAGGGUCUUCGGCCAGCCCGCGCCUUGCCCAAAGCGCCCCCGCGUCGCAGGCUCGCUUUGCCAACCCCGACCCGACGGCCGCUCACCGGUGCAAGUCAACGUCGCCACCGACGACGGCCCUGUCCCACAAGCCGAAGCUUGCGCCCCCCGCGCCCGUACGGCCGUCCGCGCCCGCGCCCGCGCCGGCCCCGCGGUCGAACCCGCGGUCGAACCCGCGGCGCAGCUCGAGCCCGCCGCGCUCCACGCCCACCAUGCUCUCCCGUCCACACCUGGCCUCGUCGUCGUCGUCGUCGUCGUUUCACGCCACGCCGCGGAGCAGCGCGGAUCCCGUGCUCUACUCGCCGCACAAGAACGUCCGAGAGCAAGACGCCAUCGAGACUCUGCUCUUCAUGAGCAGCCCCGGCAACUCGGCCAGCUUGAAGCACGGCUUUUCGCCGUCCGGGUCGCCCGGUCCGCACUCCGCCGCCCCUCUGCCCGGCGGCGCCGGCAACCGGCACGCCCUUCCGUCGGGGCCGCGAAGAGGCCUGCCGUCCAACAGACCCUCCCUGCCCGGUGCGACAACAAGAGGCUGCUCGGACAAGUCCCCACCCGGCCGGGGCUCUCCUCAGCAGUACCACACGCCCAAGCGUCCCGCCGUGGGAUGCCACCGGACCACGCUCUCGCUCCCCAGCGGUCUGGGCAUCGGGAACGGCACGAGGAGAAAAGUCCCGAGGGACGAGGACAUUGAGCGUAUGCUGGACUGCGCCGGAGCCGAGCUGGCCGACAGCUCUGACGACGAAGAGAUACAGCUGCCUCCGGGGCGCAACGGAUUGGCGCGUGUCAUGGGAGCCUGA